CUCUUGAAACAAAAUAAACCCUUUCUCUACCAAACAUACAAAAGUUGUUUUGAAAAAAUAAGACCCGAAUGGGAGGGCGACUCUAUUAUAUUGGAUAUAUUGACUGCAAUCGUGUUAUUUAAUCCGGAUCGUCCGAACCUAUUGUACAGAGAAAUGGUUAAACUCCAACAACACGUUUACAUGUAUUUACUGCAACGCUAUCUAAUGAUGAGAUAUCCGUCGAAAUAUGAAUCAAAAACCAAAUUUCUGCGGCUAAUGAGCACUUUAAUUGAUUUAAACCUCUUGAGGGAGACCCACGUGAAAAGCUGUAUCGAAAUGGCCCAGGAUAAACUGAGCCCUUUGCUCCGGGAGGUUUGCGACUAUUCCCAGAUAGGCUUUGGAAGCUUUAGUGCUAUUACAGGAAAUUGAGUUCAAUUAACUUAAAUGAAAAUGUGUUGAUUAAGGACUCAAUUUAGUUAUAGACUCUAUGUUUUAAUAGAUUUUUAAUUUUAUAAACAAUUUAUUCUUAUACUUUAUGAUCAUCACAAACUUACGUG
Molecule: messenger RNA, 536 nt
Organism: Oppiella nova
Lineage: Eukaryota; Metazoa; Arthropoda; Arachnida; Sarcoptiformes; Oppiidae
Source: the annotation of a GenBank genome assembly